AUGAGCUCUGAAUCAACUAAGUCCAGCCAGGCUUCAUUGACUGAAGGAGAGAAGCAAAAGCAACUCGACCGUGGUCUCAGGGAGAUGGUCUCUGCCAUAACUCGUCGGGCUGCUGAUCUUCAUACAUCAGACUCGAUCCAUCACCUGCAGCAGCAGGAUGACAAUGAUCAGGAUGAUCAUCAUGGCGUAAGAAUCGUCACCCUUGCCGGAACCAACACAGGAGCCACUCUCCGAAGCGAGAUGGACGAGAAAGCCGAUCCUCCUCAUGAUGGGCUUUCGCUUGGGGAGCCUGAGACGCUGAUCACCUACGUGAACAGCAACUUCCAGGCCAUCAACAACUCAAUCAUGAUGGGUGGCAGCUACGGCACCAACGACCCAAGUGUUCAUUUGGACAUCUCGAACUACUUCGACAACAAAGGCCAUAGCCCAGACAAACAUGGAAAAAAGGGUAAGAAAAAGGAUAAGAAAAACCUUGAAAACGAGCACCAUCCCGUGCAUUCUGAUUGA
Messenger RNA from Juglans regia (Persian walnut), 507 nucleotides. RefSeq lists its product as uncharacterized. The transcript has a single exon. Bases 1 to 507 code for a protein of 168 amino acids. Lineage: Eukaryota; Viridiplantae; Streptophyta; Magnoliopsida; Fagales; Juglandaceae. The record is from RefSeq and is a predicted model, not a curated record.